AUGGCCAUGUCAUGCUCCAACAGAAACAAGAAAGAGAACAUAGUUCAAGGAAUCAUAGAGGAGGACAAACUGGUGACCUUCAAUAUGCCGUAUUAUGCACCUUCCAUGGAAGAAGUAAAGGCAGUGAUCCAUUGGGAAGACCUGUUUGAUUUAGAACAAGCACAGAUCUUUGAGACUAAUUGGGACCCGUUUGAUGACUCGGAUGAUGAUUCCGCUGCAUUCGACAGUAUAGCAAGCGGAAAGAACGUCGCAGGAUAUGUGAGAGCAGCGUUUCAACCCUUGAUUGAAGAGCAUUUCGGGGAUGCCAUACUGGAUGAGUUAUUCUCUAUAUAUACAGCCAAUGUCUCCAGGCAUCUCCGUCAACAGAAAAGUAAGCACUACCUAUUUGUCAUUUCCUUGAAGAAGAAGGAGGAGAAAAAGGAGGAGGCUGACGGCAAUGCUGCUGCUGCUGCUUGGUGA
Musa acuminata subsp. malaccensis (wild Malaysian banana) is the source of this 459-nucleotide messenger RNA. Lineage: Eukaryota; Viridiplantae; Streptophyta; Magnoliopsida; Zingiberales; Musaceae. The record is from RefSeq and is a predicted model, not a curated record.